Molecule: messenger RNA, 3146 nt
Organism: Labrus bergylta (ballan wrasse)
Lineage: Eukaryota; Metazoa; Chordata; Actinopteri; Labriformes; Labridae
Gene: entpd2b
Product: ectonucleoside triphosphate diphosphohydrolase 2b
Cellular component (GO): plasma membrane
Molecular function (GO): hydrolase activity
Source: RefSeq, a predicted model, not a curated record
GAAUAAUCACUGAUCAUGUGAUUUUCUUUCUCUUCAGCAAACAAAGAAAUGAUCAUUACUGAAGCGCACACCUAAAUUAAACGUGAGGAGCAUAUUCUCCAGCAGCUCUGGCCAUCAUAAAAACAUUUUUCCCUCCAUGGCACCAGUAGCCUUGGAGCUGUUUUCAUUCACAGAGCCGGGAAGAAGGUUUCAGGCGCAUGGAGGACGACUUGGCUGCGCACGGAAGUCGGGGCAUAAAUUCAGGUCAGGCUUGGCUUUGCUAGCUCAAGUGAAAUGUAAAACAGAAGGCAGGGAGCAGGUGAAGCGUGAACCACAGUCGGGCAGUGAUAACGCCUGCCCAGCGGGAAGCCAGCAGCCACUUCUCCCACUUGGCCGCUAUUAAAUCGUCGCUCAAAUUUCGUGUCGGCGCAGAGACGAGCAGCACUUCUCACUUUCACUUCAUGGCUCAGCGCGCCGCUCACCCUGCCGUCCCCAUCGCGCUGCUGCUGUUUGGACUUGUUGCGAUCCUGCUGCUCACGAUCCCCACGCAGGACAUCCAGGAGGCUCCGGGGUUCAUGUACGGGAUUGUCUUGGAUGCUGGAUCUUCGCACACAGCUUUGUACAUCUACAAGUGGCCUGCAGACAAGCAGAAUGGCACAGGCGUGGUCACCCAGCACAGAGAAUGUCAUGUUAAGGGUGGAGGAAUCUCCAGCUAUGCAGGUCAACAGGGAGCAGCAGGGCAGAGCUUGGAGGUUUGUCUAGACCAGGCAGUGAAGGACAUCCCCAAAGAGAGGCACAAGCUCACACCUGUGUACCUGGGAGCCACGGCUGGCAUGAGGCUGCUGCAUGCGUCCAGUCCGGAGCAGUCUGAUCAAAUUUUGCAGGAAGUUGGCCAUAAAAUCCAGUCGUACCCUUUUGACUUUCAGGGUGCAGCCAUGCUGAGCGGACAGGAUGAGGGGGCGUACGGCUGGGUCACCGUCAACUACCUCUUAGAGAACUUCAUUAAGUACGGCUUUGUGGGGCGCUGGUUCAGCCCCGGCAGGCCCACAGUGGGAGCGCUGGAUUUCGGUGGGGCGUCCACUCAGAUAACGUUUGCAACUCAGGAUGAAGUGGAGGACAAACGGGACAUGAUGAAGCUGCAGCUUUACGGCCAGGAGUACUCUCUGUACACACACAGCUUCCUGUGCUACGGGAGGGACCAGGUCCUCAAGAGGCUGAUGGCUCAUGUGUUGAAGUCUCAGGGUUACUCUGCGUCAGUCACUCACCCCUGCUAUCCUGCUGACCACAGUCAAACUUUAAAGUUAAGCAGCAUAUUUAACUCUCCUUGUACGGCAAAGUACAAACCCAACUCGUACAGCUCUGAGGCCUCUCUGAAGGUACAAGGCAGCGGACAUUAUGAACACUGUUUGGGCAACAUGUCUGAGAUCUUCUCGUUCGAUGGCUGCCCCUUCUCCCAGUGCUCGUUUGAUGAAGUCUUCCAGCCAAAUGUCACGGGAAGCUUCAUGGCGUUCUCUGCGUUCUUCUACACGCACUCCUUCCUGCAGCGAAUCACCGGCAUCACCGUGAACACUCCUCCACUGCUGGCGAAGGCAGCCAGAACUGUGUGCAGCAUGACCUUCAGUCAAAUGCUGCUUCUUGCUCCAGAGCAGAAGUCUCGUUUGCAGGACUACUGUGCUGCUUCUGUGUUUCUUAAUAUUCUCAUGUUGAGAGGAUACGGCUUUGAUGAGUCAUCAUUCCCACGUAUUUCAUUUCAGAAGAAGGCAGGGGACUCCUCGGUGGGUUGGGCUCUGGGCUACAUGCUGAGUUUGAGCAACCUGAUGCCUGCAGAGACUGUGGGGCUGAGGAAGGCCCUGACCCCAGGAGCAUGGGCCGCAUUGAUCUGUCUUUUUGUCCUCCUGCUCGCCGCAGUCCUAGUCUUCAUCUUAAUCCGAGCUCGUGAUGGGAAGAAGAAAGGAGGCAAUGAAGGCACCAUCUAGAUGUUUCAGCAGCGUACAGUGCAGCCAAAAGACUAACACACAGUGAUGUGUUUUUUGUUUUCAUGUGGGCUCUGUACUCCAACACCUUAUUUCUUUCAGAUUUCUUUUUUUUGCUAAAGUGCUGUAACUAAGCUCAGCCGUCAUCCCGUCUUUUACAGCAGGAGCUCUACACAGACACACAGUCAUACAUACAUACAUGCAUGCACACACACACACACACACACAGAGCUCCCCAACUGGAUCAGCUAAAACGCCUCUUUAAAGCCUCCGUUACUACCUCUGAAGACAGUACAGAAGGGGGGAUCACUUCGUCCUCCCAUUACGCCUCUGUGACAUUCACAUUGAAGCGGAACGUCACAGGGGUGUAAACAUUGCAGCUUGAAACAGCAGUGAGAUUUCAAAUGUUGGAUCUCAUUAACUUUCUUUGUCCCGAAUUGUUUUGACCUAUCUCUCAUUACUUUCUACUGUUUUUUAUAUAAAUACUGUAUGGACACAAAAACCCUUGAAUUAAAGCUCUAAGUCCAUGCUUUAACCUCAUAGUUGUUUUGUCCUUUUCUUUGAAAUCCAUUAGGCCUUCAUGUGUGGAGUACAGAGCCAACCUGAAGAAAAAAAUGUGUCACUAAUGGAAUAUUUUCUGACUGCCACGUACAGUAGGUUUAAAAACUAAGUUCUUUCCUGGUUGUGAACAUUCAACUACACACUGUUCAUUUCAUUUUAAAUAUUCUUACUAUAUUUAUAUGUCAUAAAAAUUAACUGAAAAUAUAGCUUAGACCAGUGUUUUCUAGCUUUCUUUUCUCGGAGCUCACUGAGUUGUGUCGACAAAAAGCUAGGCCUGCCCAGGACCCACAUGAAACAAGUCAUACAUUGCUGUUAAAUAUUAACAUCAAAUGUGAUUGUUUUCAUUGAUAAAAUCCAAACAGAAUAUGCCUACACACACUGGUUCUUACCAGAACACCUCUCUAUCUAGUAGUUUUGAUUUUAGUUAAUAUGAGAAAACAUUGUUUUGACAACCUGCAAACAGACGGCACUUCUGAGUGCCACUUCUGAGAUCUUUGGCACUUCAUCCAUUUUAGAAGAUUGAUUUCUGGAUUAAUUUCUUCAUGUAAUUUUUUCAUUUAAUGUUUGGUUUUGCUUUUGUGUAAAUUGUGUUUUUUUUUUUUGCAUUUUCUAAUAAAUGAAAUUACAAAAUGA